UCUUUUGCAUCUUCCCCCUUCUCACCUUCUCACCUCUUGUUUUAAAUACCAUUGUUUCAACUCCCUUCUGCUCCCAUAUUUAUUAUCCCUCACCUACGCACCCCACAAAGACAAGACACCAUGAAGCUACCUGCUCUGUUCAAGCCUAAAGAACCCACCUCCAAGCAACCAUGGCAAUGGCCUUCAUGCAAGCACCCCAAGACCCUUUCUUUCCGAGCAGGUGACGACGUUUUCAAGACCGUUAACUCCAUGUUCUUCGACCCUAACACCAACAACGACAGCGGUGUUGAAACCCCACAGUCAUGGUUCACCAACUCUUCCGACUCACCCAGUUUAUCCACCACCACCACCACCGACUCAGAUCAUCAAGGCUUUGAUGGUGAGUCUUUAGAGACAGUUGUCCGUGGAGCUCGUUCCGAGAGGCUGUUCUUCGAGCCAGGCGGUGACACGAGUUCCAUCCUCGAAGAAGCCAAAGCAGCCGGUGGUGGUGGUGAUGGGUUGUUCCCGUUCAAAGAAAGCGUGAUUCUAGCUAUGGAAUCUGAUGAUCCGUACGUGGACUUUCGUAAGUCGAUGGAAGAGAUGGUGGAGACACAUGGGAUGAAAGAUUGGGAAUGGUUAGAACAACUGUUGGGAUGGUAUUUGAAGGUGAAUGGGAAGAACAACCAUGGAUUUAUAAUCGGAGCUUUCAUUGAUCUUCUUGUAGCUAUCACUUCUUCCUCUGAUUCCACUUCUUAUUCUUCUGCUCUCUCUUCUUUCCCUUCAUCUCCUCUUUGUUCAACUGAAGGAGAUGUGGAUGAAUUUCAACUCCAACAAAACAUUGUUUUGCCUUAGAAUCACAGGUCGUUGGAUGAUGGCUUCUUUUUGGCUGUAUAGUAUUGAUCACUAUGUGAUAGAUGUUAUUAUAAUUAAUUGCAGUAAAUUUCGAGGUAGAAAGUGAAUCAAAAUUCCAUAUAAUUAUCGUUAGGUUA
Molecule: messenger RNA, 968 nt
Organism: Gossypium raimondii (Peruvian cotton)
Lineage: Eukaryota; Viridiplantae; Streptophyta; Magnoliopsida; Malvales; Malvaceae
Product: transcription repressor OFP13
Exons: 1
Coding region: 121-831 (236 amino acids)
Biological process (GO): negative regulation of DNA-templated transcription
Source: RefSeq, a predicted model, not a curated record